AUGUCGAUGAAAUUUUUUACCGGUCUGCAAGAUUUCUUGGGCUUAUAUGAUUCGUCCUCCUCCUCAUCAUCGUCGAAUGGCCAGCACGAGAAAGAACGCGAGACUGCGCAGCUCGAGUCGGUACAGUCAGCGACAGCAGCAGCAGAUCCUCCACCCACUGUAGGAAUUCCCUCGUCUUCUUCGGUAGCAGCACCGCCGAUUACCACUAGCUCAGUGGAAGAAGUGUUGGAUUCAGCGGAAAGCGCGGGUAGCAGUGCUAAUAGUGGAAGUAAUGAUCUGCUGCAGAAACAGUUUUCAAAUGAAUCUGUUCGCGGGGGUUAG
Gongylonema pulchrum is the source of this 321-nucleotide messenger RNA. NCBI's taxonomy places the organism in Eukaryota, Metazoa, Nematoda, Chromadorea, Rhabditida, Gongylonematidae. The record is from the annotation of a GenBank genome assembly.